CAAACACUUGUUCUAGUAAACAAUAACUAUGGAAGCUGCUGAACAAAAUUGCAAUAAACAUGACUCUAAUAGUGACGAAAAAACCAUUCUCAUUAAUGACAUAACAAACAAUAUAAUCAAGAGAGAAGACUACAAGAACCAUGAGGUGAAAAUUAAAUUAAAUUCAAUAGAGGAACAAGGAUUUCUUGGCUCCACGUGUGAAGUAGAUAUCAAAGGAGUUAAAGAAGAUAGGGAACAGGAAACAAAUCUUUUCAUUAAAAUUAUGAAUUCGAGCAAUUUUACAUUUAUAAAAGUACCAGAAGCGUAUGCUAACGAAUUAUUCGUGUAUAGAAAUCUUGCCAAAGUAUUUGAAGAUCUACAAGAAGCAUAUAAUGUCCCCGAAGCAGAGCGAUACAAAAUGGUUAAAAGUUACCCCGAGUCUUCAUCAAAUGUGAUAGUUCUUGAAAAUUUGCACAACAAAGGAUACAGAACUCAUCACAGAUCAAAAAUUGUGUCUCUGGAUUUCGCAGUAUCAGCUGUGAAAGAGCUCGCAAAGUUUCACGCUCUGUCGUUCGCAAUAAAAGAGAAGAGACCAAAAUAUUUCGAACGACAUUUACAAAACAUGAAUCACCCGUACGUUUUCAAUGAAGACUGGUCGAACUUCAUCGAUAAUUUCCUGGCUAUCACAAUGAAAUACGUUAGCAACGAUGUCAGGAGAAAAUUGGAAGUGUUCAAAAUGAUGUUUCUAGAAAAAUACAGAAUGUAUCUAGAAGAUGAUACACACAAGCGUUGUUUGUGCCAUGGUGAUUACAGACCGAGCAAUAUAUUGAAGAAGGAAAUUAACGGCAAGGUCUCAGAAGUAAUACCAAUAGACUAUCAACUGGUAUACUACGGAUGUCCAGUUAUGGAUCUCAUAUACUUCAUAUUUGCCUCACUGGACCAGAAAAUGAGACAAAAUAUACCGUACAUUAAAGAUAUGUACUAUGAAUCUUUGAAGUCAUUUUUGACUUAUUUCAACAUCGAGGUGCAAGACGUUUUACCCAGGAAAGAGUUUGAGGUUAUGUACAAAGAGAGGCUAGAUUACGGACUCCAAACAUCCCUCGUCAUGAUACCCAUUCUAAUGACUCCUGAUGAUGACUUAACUGAAUUAGAUGCUAUGACCACCAUCUCACAAGACACUAACAAAGAAUGUCAAGAACGAAUGAUUGGAAUUAUUAAUGACUUUAUUGAAUGGGGGUAUCUGUGACGAGUGUGUACACGUUGAGUAUUUAAAACGGAAAUAGACAUCUUCAACUUAAUUGAAAAAUGAAUUAUUUGACUUAUGAAUCAGAAUCCUAAUUACUUACAUUGAUAGUGAAAAUAUGCACUGUAUAACAUUUACAUUAAGUCCAUUUUUAAAAUGGUCUACUUAGAUGAGUCUGCUACUAUAACUAUGUUUCAGCGAUAGUGGCGGACAUAUCCGUUACAUUUAUUAUUAUUAAGUAUUAUUAAUUGAUUAUCUUAUUUAUUAAUAAACAUAUUAUCACCCCUUAUAAGUCAUUUCAUCCACGAAGACGCACUCUACCAGUUUGAGCGGAAGUGUCGCGGGGUAAAUGGACUGAUCCAAGCCUCAGUCUCAACGCUAUCCAUCGUAGUGUGUGUACACUCAAGCUACUCCUGCACACUGUAUGUGAUUAAGGAAAGUAAUGGGGCACGUCUUCUUGCAUGAAACCAUUUAUAAUUCCUAAAAACAACUGUAUAAAUUUUAUAUUAUUUUAAUUUCAAAUCAGCCACCUCCGAAACCAUUCAAGUACACCAGUAUUAUAACCACUCAAGCUGCUCAUGCAGAUAGAGCGAUGGAGGAAGGAAGUAGGGAGCGUCUUCGUAAAUGAAAUUAUCUAUAAUCCCUAGAAACAACUGACGUCUCAGUCACUAAAUUUUAUAUUAUUUUAAUUCCAAAUGACCAUCUUUAAGUGGUGCACUAUCAUAACUGAUCCUAUAAAUCAUCUUAACCAUUACUGUCACAUUUGUAGUGAAAAUUGACCAAUCAGAAUAAAGUUAUUUAACAUGGUUUUAUUGGUUUAUAUUAGCCACUAUGGUAGUUAACGGAUGAUUUUUUUUUUUAAUCGACCAUAUAAAACGCAAUACCAAAAUCGCCAAUUCAUCGAUUUAAUUAUUUUUUCAGUCGAAUAAUACCUCUGAUACUUUGUUGAUACUGUAAUGAUUUGCAUACAUAAAAUUAUUCGAAGCUUAGUUAAUAUGAUGAGUGAAAAAUAAUAUAAAUAUCAGCUUUGUAUUAUAUUAUACUGUCCCACCAUAUAUGACAUAUUAUAAACCGAAGUGUAUGAUAUAGGAACAGCUUCAUAUGGACAUCACGGUAAAAGAGAAUUAUGAAUGUAUUACUUUAAUAAAUAAACAUCUUUAUUAUUU
Messenger RNA from Manduca sexta (tobacco hornworm), 2388 nucleotides. RefSeq lists its product as uncharacterized. The transcript has 2 exons. Lineage: Eukaryota; Metazoa; Arthropoda; Insecta; Lepidoptera; Sphingidae. The coding region runs from base 29 to 1225 and encodes 398 amino acids. The record is from RefSeq and is a predicted model, not a curated record.